Molecule: messenger RNA, 510 nt
Organism: Lotus japonicus
Lineage: Eukaryota; Viridiplantae; Streptophyta; Magnoliopsida; Fabales; Fabaceae
Exons: 3
Coding region: 1-510 (169 amino acids)
Biological process (GO): thymine catabolic process; L-valine catabolic process
Cellular component (GO): mitochondrion
Molecular function (GO): malonate-semialdehyde dehydrogenase (acetylating, [NAD(P)+]) activity; methylmalonate-semialdehyde dehydrogenase (acylating, NAD+) activity
Source: RefSeq, a predicted model, not a curated record
AUGACUGAACCGUACCUAUAUGAAGAAGAUUUACUGGUUGAUGCCGCAUGCGGUUCUGGAAAUGUUGAGCCUAGCAAUAUCAUUCCGUGGGUGCCCCCUCGUAUAAGCGUGGACGCCACACAUUUAUUUACAACUGAUCAGAUAUUUGAUACUCGUGAUGAGCUUGAACAAUGGACUAAGAAUGUUGGAAAGGCGAAUGGUUAUGUGCUGGUGAUCGCAAGGUCUGACUAUGCUAUAAGUGGAGGAAAGGGUGAUAGAAUGUGGCGGCUGAAAGUGAUGGAUGGUAAACACAACCAUGAACCAGCUAAAUCACUAGUUGGCCACCCCUACGUUGGUCGACUAACAGAGGAAGAGAAGGGGCUUGUGGGCACCAUGACUAGUACUUGGACUCCACCGAGACAAAUACUAGCGGCAUUGAAGGAAAACAAUCCAGGUAACUUGACUACAAUCACUCAAGUUUACAGUUGCAACAAAAGGUUGAAAAAAGAGGAGAGGGGACCAUUGACAUAA